UUGACGUUUGUGACAACUGUCAAAAUUGUCAGGCCGAAGUUGUCAUUGCUGUCAACACUUCCUUUUGUUGAUUUUCUGUAAAAGAAAGAGGGUAAAAAUGGCCCCGAGGAAAGGUAAAGUUCAAAAAGAGGAAGUCCAAGUAUCCCUGGGACCCCAAGUCCGUGAGGGCGAAAUCGUUUUUGGAGUGGCGCAUAUUUUUGCCAGUUUCAAUGAUACAUUUGUGCAUGUCACAGAUUUGUCUGGAAGAGAAACCAUCUCCAGAGUUACGGGAGGCAUGAAAGUUAAAGCCGAUCGUGAUGAAGCUUCUCCUUAUGCUGCUAUGUUAGCUGCUCAGGAUGUGGCAGAAAAAUGCAAAUCUCUUGGAAUUACUGCUCUUCACAUCAAACUUAGGGCCACUGGAGGAAAUAAAACAAAAACUCCAGGACCUGGGGCCCAGAGUGCUCUUAGAGCUUUGGCCCGUUCCAACAUGAAAAUUGGUCGCAUCGAAGAUGUUACGCCCAUUCCGUCAGACUCCACCCGUAGGAAGGGAGGUCGCCGUGGUAGAAGGUUGUAAGAUGUGACUUUAUUUUUUAAGUAAUAAAUUUUUUGAUUGUA
Anthonomus grandis grandis is the source of this 594-nucleotide messenger RNA. Its product is annotated as 40S ribosomal protein S14a. The transcript is spliced from 3 exons. Gene Ontology annotation, cellular component: cytosolic small ribosomal subunit; ribosome. Gene Ontology annotation, molecular function: mRNA 5'-UTR binding; small ribosomal subunit rRNA binding; structural constituent of ribosome. Gene Ontology annotation, biological process: ribosomal small subunit assembly; maturation of SSU-rRNA from tricistronic rRNA transcript (SSU-rRNA, 5.8S rRNA, LSU-rRNA); translation. The record is from RefSeq and is a predicted model, not a curated record. The coding region runs from base 98 to 553 and encodes 151 amino acids. Lineage: Eukaryota; Metazoa; Arthropoda; Insecta; Coleoptera; Curculionidae.